CACGCGCAGUCAGGUCACGACCACGUGCGUGCAAACCAUUUGUUUCAGUCAGCAGGUCAUGGAGAGACUGUUUCUUCCAUUCCGCUCCACCACGUGCCGCCGCCAGCAGACCAGGCAAGAUGUGCGCAGACGACAGACGUCUUCACGCUCCAGCCACUUCAGGAUAGAUAACUCUGAAUUUAACUCGCCCGAUUUUCCUCCCUUCACAGAGCAGCUGCCACUAGUGGUAGGGGCUGCCACAAAUCUCAGGGCUUUGAGACUGGACCUCGGCCCCAACAGGACGACUGUCAACACCAGCUGCGCCAUGAACACAGGCGAGACAUUGGGGAAGGUAAUUUUUACUUGUCUGAGAUUAUUGGGAGGAGCAGGCGGGAUCUCCACUGGCCUGGGCGCCAUGAGGGUGGCGGUGCGUGCAGACUGCAUUGCGAGUGGAGGUGAUGCCGACAGGCACCUCAUCAUCGUCGGAGAUUUCGGCAGCAUCGUUUGUCACGUGUCAAAGGAAAUCGCAAAGUUCAUCGGAGAUCACUUUGAUCGUCGAGUGGUGACUGCCUGUGAUGUCAAGGACAAGAAGCUGGUCGGCUGA
Molecule: messenger RNA, 583 nt
Organism: Pomacea canaliculata
Lineage: Eukaryota; Metazoa; Mollusca; Gastropoda; Architaenioglossa; Ampullariidae
Exons: 3
Coding region: 59-583 (174 amino acids)
Source: RefSeq, a predicted model, not a curated record